Molecule: messenger RNA, 1945 nt
Organism: Cervus elaphus (red deer)
Lineage: Eukaryota; Metazoa; Chordata; Mammalia; Artiodactyla; Cervidae
Product: general transcription factor IIF subunit 1-like
Exons: 8
Coding region: 217-1905 (562 amino acids)
Biological process (GO): transcription initiation at RNA polymerase II promoter; positive regulation of transcription elongation by RNA polymerase II
Cellular component (GO): transcription factor TFIIF complex; nucleus
Molecular function (GO): DNA binding; RNA polymerase II general transcription initiation factor activity; TFIIF-class transcription factor complex binding
Source: RefSeq, a predicted model, not a curated record
CGGAAACCCAACUUUUCCGAGCACGGCAGCUAGAAAAACCAACGGGGACGAAGCUGGAGGGAGCGCCGCUGGCAUGUCCCGGAGGGGAGGAAAAAAGAAUCAAAGAGCAUUUGGCGGCGGGGGUUGGGAGUCCUAACAUGGGAGCUGCGGCUGUGCACAGGGGUGUCCUGAGGGGCGAGGAGGGACCAGCGGAUCCAGGAUCCCCCAAACUGUGGAAUGCGGGGUUACCAGGAGAGAGAGCCGAGAAGUGUCCGAGGAGCCCUAAACCCGAGAAACUUUCUGGUGAAAAGAGAUGCAAACGUGGAACCAACAAGGAACCAAAACCUGUGUCAUCAACAUCAGGCAAGCGUGAAAUCGCAGCCUGCCCUCCAUCUCCUGUUGACGACGAUCCUUCAGCUCUCCCAUCUCCCACCUCCUCCAGUCAGUAACUCUUCUUGCCUGUUCACUCAAUGCCUGUUGAACUGUACGACUGUACUUUUCAAGGCCCGGCUGGAACGAGACCUGAGCAACAAGAAGAUUUACCAAGAGGAGGAGAUGCCUGAGUCGGGCGCCGGCAGCGAGUUCAACAGCAAGCUCCGGGAGGAGGCGCGGAGGAAGAAGUAUGGCAUCGUCCUCGAGGAGUUCCGGCCAGAGGGCCAGCCCUGGCUGCUGCGGGUCAACGGCAAAUCGGGCCGCAGGUUCAAGGGCAUAAAGAAGGGCGGCGUGACAGAAAACACCUCCUACUACAUCUUUACCCAGUGCCCUGAUGGGGCUUUUGAGGCCUUCCCUGUGCACAACUGGUAUAACUUCACGCCGCUGGCCAAGCACCGCACGCUCACGGCCGAGGAGGCCGAGGAGGAGUGGGAGAGGAGAAACAAGGUCCUGAACCACUUCAGCAUCAUGCAGCAGCGGCGACUGAAAGACCAGGACCAGGAUGAGGAGGAUGAGGAGAAGGAGAAGCGCAGCCGCAAGAAGGCCAGCGAGCUGCGCAUCCACGACCUGGAGGACGACCUGGAGAUGUCGUCCGAUGACAGCGAGGCCAGCGGCGAGGAGGGUGGCAGAGCCCCCAAGGCCAAGAAGAAGGCACCGCCCAGCAAGGGGGGCCGGAAAAAGAAGAAGAAGAAGGGCUCAGAUGAUGAGGCCUUUGAGGACAGUGAUGACGGGGACUUCGAGGGCCAGGAGCUGGACUACAUGUCCGACGGCUCCAGCAGCUCCCAGGAUGAGCUGGAGGGCAAGCCCAAGGUCACCCAGCAGGAGGAGGGUCCCAAGGGCGUGGAGGAGCAGAGUGAGAGCAGUGAAGAGAGAGAGGAGGAAAAGCCGCCCGAGGAGGACAAGGAGGAGGAGGAGGAGAAGAAGGCGCCCAGGCCGCAGGAGAAGAAGCGGAGGAAAGACAGCAGCGAGGAGUCCGACAGCUCGGAGGAGAGUGACAUUGACAGCGAAGCCUCCUCGGCACUCUUCAGGGGGAAAAAGAAGACGCCCCCCAAAAGGGAGCGGAAGCCAUCAGGGGGCAGUUCCCGGGGUAACAGCCGACCAGGCACGCCCAGCACUGAGGCGGGCAGUGCUUCUUCCACCCUCCGGGCAGCUGCCAGCAAGCUGGAGCAGGGGAAGCGCCCCAGCGAAACACCAGCAGCCAAGCGGCUACGACUGGACACUGGGCCCCAGAGCUUGUCCGGGAAAUCCACUCCUCAGCCCCAGUCUGGGAAGUCAACCCCCAGCAGCAUCGACGUUCAAGUGACCGAAAACGCUGUGCGCCGCUACCUGACUCGGAAGCCCAUGACCACCAAGGACCUGCGGAAAAAGUUCCAGACCAAGAAGACGGGGCUGAGCAGCGAGCAGACAGUGAAUGUGCUGGCUCAGAUCCUGAAGCGCCUGAACCCUGAGGGCAAGAUGAUCAACGACAAGAUGCAUUUCUCCCUCAAGGAGUGAUGCUGCCCCCAAUAAACAGGCUCUGUUUUCCACAAAAAAA